AUGGAAACAGAAAAUGAACAAAUGAAUGUACUGAGUGAAGACGAUGCUGACGUAGAAGCUCCUGAACUGUGGGCUCCCUUCACGACCAUCUCCCUACAGGCACUGGGUAGUGUAUACGAGGUCAAUUUGAUCAAGAAGGUUAGUCCCAAAGCACAAGACAGGCAGCGUAACAAUCGCGUUCAGCAGUCCAGGCUUAUAUUUUAUGGUGAAGUUAUGGUGUACUUUCAGCAUUAUGAUGGAGACGCCGCCAAAUUACUUGCCUUGGUGAAAGUAUACGAGGCUAAAAAGUCUAAUGACAGUGGCACGUGGCCGUAUCGCACAGACGGAGCAGCCUGGAAAUAUACGGUGGCUAAUGUAAAGCGUAUUAAACAGUUGGUGUGGAGUGUUGAAAGUACAUCGAAGCGUCACUACUUUUGUUGGGCAGGUCGCAAACGAGACAACGAACUUCUUGGGGAACUGCGGUAUCUAUGGUGA
Messenger RNA from Zychaea mexicana, 474 nucleotides. RefSeq lists its product as uncharacterized. The coding region runs from base 1 to 474 and encodes 157 amino acids. The transcript has 2 exons. NCBI's taxonomy places the organism in Eukaryota, Fungi, Mucoromycota, Mucoromycetes, Mucorales, Lichtheimiaceae. The record is from RefSeq and is a predicted model, not a curated record.